Messenger RNA from Malus domestica (apple), 2326 nucleotides. RefSeq lists its product as uncharacterized. Gene Ontology annotation, molecular function: protein tyrosine/serine/threonine phosphatase activity. Lineage: Eukaryota; Viridiplantae; Streptophyta; Magnoliopsida; Rosales; Rosaceae. Gene Ontology annotation, biological process: protein dephosphorylation. The record is from RefSeq and is a predicted model, not a curated record.
UAGAGCAAACGUGUGAUAUUUGACUGAAUAGUGAACACCUUUUUAAAAUUUUCGGGCCAAUUAGACAUGCACUUCGGAGUCUGGAAUACCUCUCUUUAAUCUUUGUUUGCUCCUACCCUCUCUCAGGACUUUCAUCAAGCACCUGGCAGUGGCACAUCUGGGCAUUCAGUAGUGGAGCAAAGAUGGGUGUGGGUCUAUCAGUUCUGAUAGGGUUGAAAGCAGCAGUCUUGUUCUCGUUGUUUGCAUUCCUCAGAAGCUCUGGUUUCACUGUGCUUUCCAUACCAUUUUUGUACGCCGCUCUGGUAUCCGCGUUGGUUUCACUUGCUGCUCACCCAUCCAUAGACCUUCCCAUGCUGCUGGGGAAGAACCCAGAUGGGAGUUUCCCCGUUUGGUCGAUUAUAAUGUUCAGCCCCUAUUUGUAUUUCGUUCGCUUUUUCUCGGCGCUGCGGAGAUUGCGGAGUAGGGAGGCUCCGUAUACUGAAAUCUGUGAGGGUUUGUUCGUCGGCGGGUGGCCUUCUUCGCCGGAUAAACUUCCACCAGGGGAUCCUGCUAUUGUUGAUUGCACUUGUGAAUUGCCAAGAAAGCCUGAGUUUUCAGGGCAUUCUUAUUUGUGUGUGCCAACAUGGGACACAAGGGCUCCUCCACCGGCUGCCAUUGAAUCCGCUGUCAAGUGGGCUUGCCGGAAAAGGGAUCAGAAUAGGCCUGUUUUCGUCCACUGCGCGUACGGGAUUCAAACUCAGGGAGGAUUAAAUUACAUGGAUUCAAACUCAGGGAUGAUUAAAUUACAGGUAUUCAAACUCAGUAUUUCCUGCUCUAAUACCAUGAUGAAGGUUGUUAGUUUACCACUAUUCCCAAAAGUUUAAGCUGUUAGAACUGGAAUAUGGACCACCAUUGUUCUAUAUUUUAAUUACAUUCCUUAUUACUAUUUGGUUAACUUGUGCCUUCUUGUAGCAAAUCAAGUCAGCAUCAUCCAUUGUUUACAGAUUACCACUCGGCACUUAUAUGAAAUUUAAAUACCUUUAAAGGAGUCACACAAAAAGAACAAAAAUAAUUAAACAAGUGUAGGUGUAUUAUAAUUGCAGCACAACAAGAGGGUGAAAUGAUUCGAUUAGCUCUGGGCUCUUCGUCACAUCUUUGGAACACUCAGUACUCUGCACUAAUGUAUUGUCUUAGAAAAAGAAAAGGAAAGAGGAAACUUAAUGGUAAUUUAUUGUUUUGGUUCAGUUUCCCUUGAAACCAUUCCGAAUGUCUCAUUUUUGAAGCCAGAUAAGACCUCCAGUAAUUUCUUAUGGAGAAACAAAGCUGUCACUGCUAUUGGUUUUUAGAAAUACAAGUCACACACAGUUAUUAAAUUUAAGUUUGCACUUACACGUGUAUUUCUGAGCAUGAUCCUGGAUUUACCCUGAUGUUAUGUGCGGAAUUAUUCAAACUUUUAGCCACUAGAUUUAUAGCUUUUCUUUGAGAGAAUUUGUUGAGGACAUCACUGAAAAACCAUUUAAGGUUUAACAAGUAAAGAGAUGGAAGAAAAGAUGAUUUCAUUCAAUAUUAUCUUUGUGGUUGGAUUACAUUCCUGGAUUGUUUAUUUGUUUCCUGUGGAUUUUAGUUUCCCUGUUUUAGUUAGGAUUUGGCUUAGUUUUCUAUACAAGUUUGGUACGCUCUCUAUUGAAGCUUCUUGUUAAGGUUUUGAGUUUUGACUUGUUUCAUUAAGAUCUGUGCUAUAUAUAACACAGCUAUUUUGCUAUAAAAUAAUACCUAAGGCAUGCAGUUAUACUUGAAUUUGGGAAUGACUUGGAAAUUCAAACAAGAUGGAGCUGCCCGGGUUUAUAGAAUUUAUGAUUUAAACUUAAAAAGGCCAAGCUUGGAGGUUUCGGGUGAUUAAGGUCACGUCCCUACAUAUAUAAUCCUUAAGACUGUAACCUUUAACUAUCUGGUUGAAAAGAAAACGAAAUGCUGUGUACUGAAAUGGUUCUGGACUCAAAUCAAUCUAAAUUCUGAAUCCAUUUUCCCUCAAACCGAAAUCAUUAUAAAAAUUUUGUCAACAAAGAGUAUCAAAACUCUCUUUUCAAUGUGCUUACAAUGUUUGAUAUGAAUACUGUAAAGUAAACAGUUAAAUCUAAAUCCUUCAAUUCAAAUACACAAAUAAUGCAAUCAUAGUGAAAUGAUUGCAAACAGUUCCCAUUUAAGUUGUUAAGUUUCUUCUCUAACUGGUGCGAUUCUCAACAUCCCUUUCUGUGAGAAUCCUUUGUGUAUUUUGUAACAAAAUUCCGCUGUCUGUUUCUUCAUAGUAUUGAUAUUUGAUUUCUCAACUAUUUGAACGGGUGGAGGU